Aphanomyces invadans is the source of this 3699-nucleotide messenger RNA. RefSeq lists its product as hypothetical. Bases 17 to 3658 code for a protein of 1213 amino acids. Gene Ontology annotation, cellular component: cytosol; elongator holoenzyme complex. Gene Ontology annotation, biological process: tRNA wobble base 5-methoxycarbonylmethyl-2-thiouridinylation. The transcript is spliced from 16 exons. Lineage: Eukaryota; Oomycota; Saprolegniomycetes; Saprolegniales; Verrucalvaceae. Gene Ontology annotation, molecular function: protein binding; tRNA binding. The record is from RefSeq and is a predicted model, not a curated record.
CAUCAACAGAGACACUAUGAGAAACUUGGUGGUGCAAGCCGAGAGUGCGUGCCAUGUUCCUGCAGGUGCUUCUCACUGGACCGACAUGAGCUUCGAUCCCGCCGAAGAACGUAUGUGGUGUGUGUCUUCUUCUGGUCAACUGGUGGGUGUCGUCGAUGGCAACAUCGUGAUUGAAGUCGACCUGCCGGCGUCCGAACGUGACUGGUCAUGGUGCGCGUUCCAUGCAGAACUCGAUAGCGUUGUAUGCGGGUCUCGCAGCGGGACUCUUGUUAGCGUGCAAUGCUCGGACCAGCAUGUGGAAUUGAUCGGCCACUUCGACUUCGGAAUCCGUGGAAUGGCUUGGAGUCCCAACGAAGAACAACUCGCGUUGGUGACGGGUGACGGCCAAUUUAUCACCUUCAGCGCGACGUGGAAUGUCCUUCAUGAAUCUUCAUGCGCGUGUGGACCGAUCGAGGAAACCAUACAGCUGUCGUGGCGCGCGGAUGGCAAAUUCCUGGCUAUACAGGGACCAUUGUCAUCGACGGAAGGGCAAUCUCUUCAGGUGUGGGCCGUCGAAAAUGCUAUGUGGACGUUGCAUGGAACCGGUCGCCACGAGGACAAGAGGCAACUGGCGCUGCAAGGCAGUGGCUUCCACUGGUGUCCCAACCAAACUUUGAUUGCCUCGAGUGAGGUGUUCAAAGGGCAACUGCACGUGGUCUUCUUCGAAAGGAACGGGUUGCGUCAUGGUGAGUUCCCGUUGGAUUCGACGGGUCUUUUCACCGUGACGCACCUCGCUUGGAACAUGGCGUCGGAUGUGCUCGCCGUGGUCAUCUCGCCAACUUCCAAUGCAACGCCGACGAAUGGUCCCACCCCUUCGAUCACGCCAACCACUGUACAGCUGUGGACGCGGAGCAACUACCACUGGUCCCUCAAGCAGUCAAGACAAUUAACUUCGCCCGUGGCCGCUCUUCAGUGGGACCUUGAGCAGCCGUAUGUGUUGCAUGCGCUGCAAACUACCGGGGCGUUCCAUUCCCUGUCUGUGUCUUGGCACGUCUGUGCGAAUGCAGCUGCGACCGUCGCGGUGAUAGAUGGCAGACACGUCAAGGUGACCCAUUGUGCCACCGCACUCAUUCCUCCCCCCAUGUGCGCUGCCAGCAUCGAGUUUGCCCAUGCCAUCAACGCCACCGUCCUGCUGAACAACGACACACUCGUCGCCCACGACGUCGAUGGUCGGUGGUAUGUAUUGAGCGCCCCGUGGAUCGACAAGCCUCAACCUCUUUUGUUGGUGGGAGCGGACGACGAGUCACGGCCCUGGCUCCUUCGACAUCUACAGGCCGUGGACAAUUCGACGGUCACUGGCAUUUUGAGAUCAAAGCCGUCGCAAAUAGCCACGAUUAACAUCGCGACAGGGUCUGUGGCGACGACAGACCAUGCUGAAGACAUUUCUACCGUCUCGACCGAUGGACACCAUGUUCAGCUUGCUGCAUCGAAAGCAAUUGUGCCAGGGAUUGGUGUUGUCCAAACCCUGCACAUCUUGUGGACGAAAUGGGUGGUCCUCGGCUCGGAUCUUGUUGUCGCGCUCGCUCGAUCCAAGCUUUACGUGAAUGCGACGUUGCUUCACGCAUCGGUCGAAUCGUUCGACAUCACCGCGACGGGGUUCUUGGUCUUGACCACGCUCGGUUCCAAGGCGGAAUUUCACGUGUAUCAGUUGGAGGCAGUUCGAGAUGGCCGUGUUGACCCUGUGCACACGAGGCCGAUGGAGCGAGGGGCAAUGGUCGUAACGACCACCGACACGGACGUGGUGCUUCAAAUGCAGCGUGGCAAUCUCGAAGGAAUCUCGCCGCGCCCAUUGCUCCUGGCGUUGCUGCGUUCACUGCUCGUUCGUCAGGAUUACGCCCCUGCAUUGGAGCUGUGUCGAAAGCACCGCAUUGAUAUGAAUGUCCUAGUGGACGUCAAUCCUGGCACGUUCCUCGCACAUAUACCCGAGUGGAUCGAGGCCAUUCCAAAGCGCAGCUGUGUCGACCGACUCUGUCUCUUCGUCACGAACCUCCAUCCCACAGACGUCUGCGCAACGAAAUUUCCAGCGCUACAAGGACUCAACAGCGCCGUGAUGGACCCGGCGUGGGACAAAGUCGUUCAGGUGUGCACUGCCCUGCGAACGGUCAUGGCCGAGCUGAACCAUGACUUUUACAUGCUCGCGUUGCUCACGUGUGACGCGAAAUUGCUCGACCUUGAUGCUGCGCUGCAGCGAUUACAAGUGCUGCAUGCCAAAGACCCCGUCGCGGCACAGAAAGGGCUCAAACAUCUCGUGUUUCUUGUGGAUGUGGAAGAAUUAUACGACGUGGCGCUCGGGCUGUACGAUAUUGCGUUGACUCGACUCGUGGCCCAGCACACCGAGCGAGACCCCAAAGAGUACACGCCUCAACUGGCACAGUUCGAAGCGCUUGCGUCGUUGCAUUCGCCGUCGUACAUGCGCUACGCCAUCGACAUGUCCCUGCAGAGAUUUGAUCGCGCACUGCAGCACUUGCAUGCGGCGGGGCCAGCCCACCGCGAGGAUUGUCUCGAGUUCGUCAAGACGUACCAUUUGUAUGAUCAAGGCCUCGCGCUGUUCACCACCGCGGACGAUCGAAAGCCCAUUCUCACAGCGUAUGGCCACUACUUGAUGGGCCAGUCCCAGUAUUCCCAAGCUGGUUUUACGUUUUUGAGCGUUCGAGCGACGGAAGAAGCCGUUGAAGCGUUCAAGAAGGCGCAUGACUGGCAAAUGGCGCUCACGUUGGCACCACAAGUCCCGACGCUGAACGUUGUGACUGUGGCGUAUGCGCUCGCCGAAGAACUAGUGAACCGAAACAACCCGAACCCGAAGGACGCGGCACGCAUCCUCAUCGAGUACUGCCACGAUGUGGACGAAGGCAUUGCCACAUUGCUCUCAGGGCGACUCUACGCGGAUGCGUUGCACAUGGCGGCGCUUCACAAUCGAUUGGAUUUGAUAGAAACGGACGUCCAACCAGCGGUGGAGCAAGCUGCCAUGGAAGUCGAAGAAGAUUUUGAAGUGAAAAUGUCGACGUAUCAAACCCAUUGGACACGCCUGACGACGUUGCGCGAGCAAAUUCGACUUUUUCGGCUGCAUGGGAUCGAUGGCAAGGCCGAUGAAGAUGACCACGAUGGCGGAAAGGAUUCAGCGUCGAGUGCUGCAGCUAGUGCGUUCAGCCGAAGUAGUAGCGCGAGCAGCGUCGGCAGCCACAACAGCAACCGCGACAUCAAAUUUGGCCUGUCAGACAACCUGACGUCGCUCGGAGCCGCAGUCACGAGUUCGUACUAUGUGGGAGGCAGUAGUGCUGCGGGUGCGUCGGAAAAGACGGUGGCUCGAAAGAAGAUGCCACGUCGGUUCCGCCGCGCCAAGAUUCAAGAAGGCAGCGCUGAGGAAGACGCGUAUGUGCAGCAGUGUCUGUUUGCAGCAGUGCCGACCCCAGACGAACUAAAAGACGUCAAGGCGCUGUUGCAACUGCUCGUGUACUUUGGCGAGGUCAAAUGGGUUGUAUCGAUCCAAGCCACGAUUCAGCGGUGCUUGACGCACAUGGCCGCCCAUCCGCCGCCGCUACCCGUGCAUGGCGAGGCCGUGCCAUUCGUCGUGCCUGCGGUAGACGACUCGUGGCUCGUAUUGCCCCUGUCGAUGGGAUAGUGUUGCAUGUCGAUAAACAAAAAUGCUCUUCACGUUCCACA